Messenger RNA from Neurospora crassa OR74A, 1445 nucleotides. RefSeq names its product short-chain dehydrogenase/reductase. Bases 392 to 1240 code for a protein of 282 amino acids. Gene Ontology annotation, molecular function: oxidoreductase activity. The transcript is spliced from 3 exons. The record is from RefSeq and is a predicted model, not a curated record. Lineage: Eukaryota; Fungi; Ascomycota; Sordariomycetes; Sordariales; Sordariaceae.
UGUGUGUUACAAUCUUGCCGUUAUCGGAUCCAUGUUUGGAUCCGCAACAACCGCCUCCUCCCGUCUGAUAGAGGUAGCUUGAUACGAUUGUGGCUCUCACCGGAUCUCUCUGAAAGCGAGACAUAUCAAAAGUAGUCACUCGAGGCAAAUCUUUCGUGAAGCGUUCUACAGUACUAAGUAAUUUAUGAAAUUCUUAUCCAUUGCUCUUCCUCUGAAGCCCUAGAACGUCAUUGUUCUCCGCUAGAUCUCAGCUACGUUGUCUGUGGACCUUAUCAACCGCCCCGCUGCUCGUCCUCGCUCAAGAAACUGACAUCGCGAAAGCUCGUUCACCUACGCAAGACGAACCUCAUAACCAUUCUUUAACUUUGAUCUCCUAACAAACUCAAACAUCAUGCCUGGACGUCUUGCGGGCAAGAAUGCCAUCAUCACCGGCGCUGCUGGAGGCAUCGGCCUAGAAACCAGCAUCCUCUUCGCCAAAGAGGGCGCCAACGUCCUCAUGGCCGACAUCUCCGCCGAAGCCAUCCAGCGCGCCGAAGCCAAAGUCAAGCAGCUGGUGCCCAACGCAUCCCGCGUUGAAUCCAUUGUAUGCGACGUCUCCAAAGAAGACCAAGUAGAAAAGAUGGUCUCGCACCUCGACUCCUGGGGCGGCCUCGACAUCAUCUUCAACAACGCCGGCAUCAUGCACAGCCAGGAUGACGACGCCGUCGCCACCCCCGAGUCCAUCUGGGACCUAACACACAAUAUCAACGUCAAGGGAGUCUGGUUCGGGUGCAAGCACGCCGUCCUGUCCCUGCGCAAGCACAAAAAGACCAAGGGCAGUAUCAUCAACACUGCCUCCGUCGUCGCGCUUGUCGGCUCUGCCACCCCCCAGCUGGCUUACACGGCCUCCAAGGGCGCUGUCUUAGCCAUGACGCGCGAGUUGGCUAUGGUGCAUGCCCGCGAAGGGUUCAGAUUCAACAGUUUGUGUCCGGCUCCCCUCAACACGCCGUUGUUGCAGGACUGGCUGGGUGACGAUAAGGCGAAGAGACUACGGAGGGAGAUUCAUUUUCCGACUGGGAGGUUUGGAGAGGCGGUGGAGCAGGCGCAGGCGGUGGUGUUUUUGGCAAGUGAUGAAGCUAGUUUUGUUAACGGACAUGAUAUGGUGGUUGAUGGCGGCAUGACGAAGGCGUAUGUUACACCCGAGGGACCGGCGACGGCGGCGCCGGUUAAUAAUGCACUGAAGGAGAGUUUGGAGGAGUAAGAAGAAAGGAUUUCUAGCCCUCAGAGACUAUGAUAAAACAAAUGUUUUCUGUACAUAUGCACAAGUGAGCAACUGUAUGCGUCCCCCGACAUGUAAAUGUACGAAGCGACGCGAUGUGAGGUUUAUACAUAUGUAUGAGAAGAGGCGCAGCGAGCUGUAGAAAGAUUGCAUAGUAUAAGUAAUCUCAUGCAUUGCGUCUAUCAGG